Malaya genurostris is the source of this 1507-nucleotide messenger RNA. RefSeq lists its product as uncharacterized. The record is from RefSeq and is a predicted model, not a curated record. The transcript is spliced from 2 exons. The coding region runs from base 205 to 1245 and encodes 346 amino acids. Lineage: Eukaryota; Metazoa; Arthropoda; Insecta; Diptera; Culicidae.
ACAUUUAAGCGAACCGACUGUUUUUUUUUAAAUAAUAGAGUGCAUUGAAGGUUUGUAGGCUAAUUAGCUAAUGAAGAAUUUAUUUUAAUUCUGUUCUCAUUUUUGUGCUUUUUUAUAUUUGUGAAUGAACAUUUUCUUUUGGGUGUUGUGAUAUAUUUUUGAAUAAUUUUAUUUGAUUUUCGCUUCAAUUUUAUUUUCGAAAAGAUGGCUCAAUCAUUUGCUUCAACAUUGGAGCCUUUUAGGAAAGGCACAUCGUUCACCCAUUGGGUGGAACGAUUAGAUUUCGUUUUCAUGGCUAAUAAAAUUCCAGAAGCUGAACGUAAGGCCCAUUUUGUUACUUUGGUGGGACCGUACGUUUACUCAGAACUCAAACUUUUAUUUCCGACUGGUAGUUUAACGGAUGUACCGCUAAAUACUAUGAUAGAAAGACUUAAAAUGAGAUUAGAUAAAACUGCCUCUGGCGUUUGCCAACGUAUUUCUUUUAAUCAGCGUAUUCAAAACGUUGAUGAAUCAGCGGAAGAUUUUCUGCUUGCACUUAAACUGCAGGCUGAACUGUGUGCUUACGGUGCGUUUAAGGAUACGGCAAUACGAGAUCGUUUGCUGGCUGGUUUGAAAGACGUUAUGCUUAAGCAGAGAAUUCUAAGCGAAGCUGAUCAAACCCUCGAGUCUGCGGAAAAAAUUAUACAGACCUGGGAAGCGGCAAAAAACAAUGUUAAAACUUUAUCUUCUGAACCAUUUUCUAUUCACAAUGUCGUUUCUAUGGCUUCAAAUGGAAAUACAAUGGGGAAAGCUAUGGGUAAACUGGCAGCGGCAUAUAAUGCUGCCAAUAAUCCAAUUCCUCAGAAACAAAAUAGCAGAUUACCAGUAAAAGAUAGACUAGGGUUUAGGCCAUACGGAAAUCCUCGAUAUCAAAAGCAUUUUGGAUAUAAUAGAUAUCAACAGAAAAAUACUUGGAAACCAAAUAGCAAUUUUAAGCCGGCAGACUUUCGAGAAAGCUUUGAAACUAGAAUUUGCGAUUUUUGUGGGUUAAAAGGACAUUUGAAGAAACGAUGCUUUAGGUUGAAAAAUAUGAAGAAAGAGGCCGUCAAGCUGGUGGAGCAAAUGAAACCUGGGACGUCAGGUACGAGCACGCAGAAUAUUUCAGAUUUGAUGAACCGUAUGAGGACUGAGGAGUCUGACAACGAUGAUUCAGACGAAGGUGGAAAUUGGAAACGUCAAGGUCACCGCACAUCGAAGUCAACUUAGGGUGGUAAAUUCGAACUUAAUGGCUCGGCCGAAUCUUCAUUUUCCUGUUACUGUGGCAGGAUCGGCGACAACAAGAAAUGACGUGGACGAAGAAGACUUUCGAGGUUUUUCUAAUGAAGAAUUAAAGAAAACUCGAAAAAGGAAACAGUGUGAAAUUUCAUCUUCGCCAAUUAGGCGAUCGAAAAGAUUAAGGAUACAAAAAAAAGAUAAUGAUUAUGUAUAUAGCUUAUUAACUGAAUUAAACAGAAUUGAUUAAUGUCAA